UAUUAUCAGUUUUGAGUUUACUUUAUCUUUGCAUCGGGAUAAAAGCAGACGCAUCUGUCGCAUAUUGCGAGUGAUUAUUUGUCAGAACAGUAAUUUAUCUUCUCAAGGAGCUAAAUCUAGAAAAUUUUGGCUGAAAUAUCAUGCAAGCAGUCAAGGUUCUGUUCGGUUUAUUGUUGUUCCUCUUGGCGCUAAAUGGAGUUGAAUCCCAAUGUAAUUACUAUCAAAAUAUCGAAGCUGGACAAACAUAUUACAUAUAUAAUCCCGAGUUUCCCAAUCUAAGUAGAGGUAAAAAUUAUUGUACUUGGGAAAUGAAAAGUUCCAAAGUUAUCAAAAUAAAUUGUUCAAUUGAAAUGAGUAAUAACUGUUAUCAAAAUAGACUUUCUGUUAAGUUUGCUGGAAGUGAUACAUUUACCUAUUGUGGUUACAAUAUAUUUGUUCGCGAAGGAAUAAAUCCAAUUGUACAAUUUGACUCGCAAAAUGACUCGCAAGGAAGUCGAUUUUUAUGCGAAAUAAAAACUGUAGAUGAUAAUUAUUGCCAAUGUGGUUGGAAAAAAGUGACCAGAAUAGUAGGCGGUAAAGAAACUGGGAUAAAUGAAUAUCCCAUGAUGUGUGGGCUCAUGGAUAUUACAAAUAAAAUGAUAUAUUGCGGUUGUACCAUAAUAUCUGAACAAUAUGUGUUAACGGCAGCCCAUUGUAUACAGGACAAUAUUAUUUAUAACACUGGCAUAUUUGUUGGUAAACAUGACACAACUACAGGUAGAGAUACUAAAGCAACCGAGUUGUUUAAACUGAUCGGAUGCAAAAUUCAUCCUUGGUAUCAAAGUAACGCAAACGCUUACUACGAUGUAGCUGUUUGUAAGAUUGCUGGGAGUAUCAAAUAUAGUGCUGAGGUUGGUCCAGUAUGCUUACCAUUUCGACAUAGACGAGACACGUUCGCUGAUAGUACAGUCACUGCAUUGGGUUGGGGUUUUCUGGAAUUUGGCGGCAGUAAAGCUACUAAACUUCAAAAAGUGGAUUUAGAUGUAAUCACUUAUCAAAAAUGCAAAUAUUAUUAUGCUAAUGUAAACGAUAAUAACAUGUGUACUUAUUCUCCGGGAAAGGAUACUUGUCAGAUGGACAGUGGUGGACCUCUUUUAUGGCAGAAUCCUAUGACGCAUAAUCUUGUAUUGGCUGGUAUUACAUCUUCCGGUGUUGGCUGUGCUUCAGAUAAUCCUGCUGUUGCGAUGCGUACAGGAGCUUUCAUUGAUUGGAUAAUAUCCAUAACACCUGACGCACGAUAUUGCCAAGUUGAGUGAGUUCUGCGUAGGUUCUAUAAGUUAAGAAGAAAAAUCGUAUAACAUUUUACAUGAUUAUGGACCUCUCUGCUGACGCUUUAUUAUUUACAUUUAUUAUGCACACUUGUGUAAAAUAUAGUAUCUAACAUAUUUUGGAUUAUAUAUGUAAAUAUAUUAAAAAUAUACAUGAACGCAUAAUUAA
Messenger RNA from Wasmannia auropunctata (little fire ant), 1476 nucleotides. Its product is annotated as venom serine protease 34-like. The record is from RefSeq and is a predicted model, not a curated record. Gene Ontology annotation, molecular function: serine-type endopeptidase activity. Gene Ontology annotation, biological process: proteolysis. The coding region runs from base 141 to 1295 and encodes 384 amino acids. NCBI's taxonomy places the organism in Eukaryota, Metazoa, Arthropoda, Insecta, Hymenoptera, Formicidae. The transcript is spliced from 8 exons.